Molecule: messenger RNA, 825 nt
Organism: Drosophila takahashii
Lineage: Eukaryota; Metazoa; Arthropoda; Insecta; Diptera; Drosophilidae
Product: probable chitinase 10
Cellular component (GO): extracellular region
Molecular function (GO): chitin binding
Source: RefSeq, a predicted model, not a curated record
AUGUAUCGAGUCUUUGCAACCAUCUUGGUAUCGCUACUUUUGCUGGGACCCUGCCUGGCGGAUGUUUUCGCUGAGUGUAAUGACGGCAAUAGCUUGUCGUUUGUUAACUCACCCAAGAGUUGCGCACACUAUAUUUUCUGCAACGGCGAUGAGUCAUACGAUGGUGAAUGCGAGGAGGGCGAAUACUUCAGUCCCGAUAUGGAAAUGUGUGAGCCCAUGGGCGAUAUUGAUUGCCGCACGGGAUUGGCGGUUCAGACGGAUAGCUCAACGGAGAUUAGUAGUUCGGAACCAUCUGAGGUUGAGGAGCCCACAACGAUUGCAGUGAAUACCACAGCGCGUCCAUCGGUGAUUGUUACCCUCCGCCCGUCAGUCAAUCAAAACGGGAGUACCAAUCCUACUCCCAUAUCUCCCGGCAUAGAGGUUAUUGUGACCAACGUGUGCCCACAAAUGGAUAAUCAAAGCCGCAUCGCCUUGCUGCCAAAUCAAAACUCCUGCUCGGAUUAUUACAUUUGCUAUCGUGGCGAAGCUCUGCCCCUCAGCUGUGCCGCCAGUUUGCAUUUCAAUUCGCGGACAGGAAAAUGUGAUCAUCCGGAAAAUGUCAGAUGUUUGGCAAUGACGUACAAUCCUCGAGAGCAGUGCAAACGACAUGUAAUCGAUGUUUAUCCGCAUUCCGACAAUUGCAACUACUUUUACCAAUGUCGUUCUGGUUACUUGAUGGUGCAACAGUGCCCGUUCUUCUACGGAUGGGAUUACGAGAAGCGAUCCUGCGUGGCUCUAAGUCAGGCAAAAUGCUAUAACAAAAUUCAAAUGCAAAUGAAAAUAUAA